UGGGCGUGAUUUUUUGGAAGGUGAUUAACAUCGAGCGGAGCCUAGCCUUCUGAAACGCUGAGUUCUGCCACUCCCUACGCCUGUGGACCCGUAGUCUCGAUCCGCUCGCGAAGCUCCAUUGAAACUCCGUUGAGCUGGAUGAGAGACGAGCCCACGCGCCUUCUCCCGGAUCAUAGAAACAGCGGGUUAAGGGAUAAAGGAGGACGCCCGUUUUCAUUCUGAAGUCGGACACGGGAUUGCACGUUUUCUUCCAAGGGAUUGGAUUGAAAAAGGAAUAAAACUCACAUAAAGAGGGGGGGAAGAUGUCCAAGAUGGAGGUGAAGACGUCGCUUCUUGACAACAUGAUAGGUGUGGGGGACAUGGUCCUGCUGGAGCCCUUGACUGAGGAGUCCUUCAUCGAGAACCUGAAGAAGCGCUUUGAUCACAACGAGAUCUAUACCUACAUCGGAAGUGUGGUCAUCUCCAUAAACCCCUACAGGUCCCUGCCCAUCUUCACCCCAGACAAAGUGGAAGAGUACAGGAACCGGAACUUCUACGAGCUCAGCCCCCACAUCUAUGCUCUGGCGGACGAGGCCUACCGCUCCUUGCGAGACCAGGAUAAAGACCAGUGCAUUCUCAUCACCGGGGAGAGUGGAGCGGGGAAGACAGAGGCCAGUAAGCUGGUGAUGUCAUACGUGGCGGCCGUGUGCGGGAAGGGCCAGGAAGUCAACAAGGUGAAGGAGCAGCUGCUGCAGUCCAAUCCCGUGCUGGAGGCUUUUGGGAACGCCAAAACAGUGAGGAACGACAACUCGUCCCGAUUCGGGAAGUACAUGGACAUCGAGUUCGACUUCAAGGGCGACCCGUUGGGCGGAGUCAUCAGCAACUAUCUCCUGGAGAAGUCGCGGGUGGUGAAACAGCCUCGGGGAGAGAGGAACUUCCACAUCUUCUAUCAGCUUCUGUCCGGAGCGCCGGAGGACACUCUGAAGAAACUGAAGCUGGACAGAGACUUCAGCAAGUACAACUACCUGAGCCUGGACUCCGCGGUGGUGAACGGGCUGGACGACGCCGCCUGCUUCCGGACCGUCAGGAAUGCCAUGCAGAUCGUGGGCUUCAUGGAGGACGAGGUGCAGUCGGUGCUGGAGCUGGUGGCCGCCGUGCUCAAGCUGGGCAACAUCGAGUUCAAGCCCGAGUCGCGCGUCAACGGGCUGGACGAGAGCCGCGUGAAGGACAAGAACGACCUGAAGGAGAUGUGCGAACUGCUGGGGACCGAGCAGUCGGUGCUGGAGAGAGCCUUCAGCUUCCGAACUGUGGAGGCCAAGAUGGAGAAGGUCUCCACCACCCUCAACGUGGCCCAGGCCUAUUACGCACGGGACGCGCUCGCCAAAAACCUGUACAGUCGUCUCUUCAGCUGGCUGGUGAACCGGAUCAACGAGAGCAUCAAGGCCCAAACCAAAACGCGCAAGAAGGUGAUGGGCGUCUUGGACAUCUACGGCUUUGAAAUUUUCGAGGACAACAGCUUCGAGCAGUUCAUCAUCAACUACUGCAACGAGAAGCUGCAGCAGAUCUUCAUCGAGCUGACGCUGCGCGAGGAGCAGGAGGAGUACGUCCGUGAGGGGAUCGAGUGGACCAACAUUGAUUAUUUCAACAAUGCCGUCAUCUGCGACCUCAUUGAGAAUAACCAGAACGGGAUCCUGGCCAUGCUGGAUGAGGAGUGCCUCAGGCCGGGCACGGUGACGGACGACACCUUCCUGGACAAGCUGAACACCGUGUGCGCCGAGCACCCGCACUUCGAGAGCCGCCUCAGCAAGAACUCCAAGUUCCUGGCCGACCACAGCCUGCCACACAGCUGCUUCCGCAUCCAGCACUACGCCGGCAAGGUGCUGUACCGUGUGGAGGGUUUCGUGGACAAAAACAACGACCUGCUGUACCGGGACCUGUCCCAGGCCAUGUACAAGGCCAACCACAGCUUGAUGAAGCUCCUCUUCCCCGAGGGAAACCCGGCCAAGGUCAACCUGAAGAGGCCCCCAACCGCUGGCUGCCAGUUCAAGGCCUCGGUCGGCACCCUCAUGAAGAACCUCCAGACCAAGAACCCCAAUUACAUCAGGUGCAUCAAGCCCAACGACAAGAAGGCGGCCCACAUCUUCACGGACUCGCUGGUGUGCCACCAGGCGCGCUACCUGGGCCUGAUGGAGAACGUGCGGGUGCGCCGCGCGGGCUACGCCUUCCGCCAGGCCUACGAGCCCUGCCUGGAGCGCUACAAGAUGCUCUGCAAGCAGACCUGGCCGCACUGGAGGGGCCCCGCCAGGACGGGGGUGGAGGUGCUCCUAACCGACCAGCAGGUGCCAGCUGAGGAGUUUUCGUACGGGCGGUCCAAGAUCUUCAUCAGGAACCCUCGGACGCUCUUCACCCUGGAAGAGAAGAGGAGGCAGUGCUUGGAAGACCUGGCCACGCUCAUCCAGAAGAUCUACCGCGGCUGGAAGUGUCGCAAGCGCUUCCUGCUCAUGAAGCGGAGCCAGGUCGUCGUGGCGGCCUGGUACCGUAGAUACGCGCAACAAAAGCGAUACCAGCAGAUCAAGAGCUCCACCAUUGUGAUGCAGUCGUUCACCAGGGGGUGGAAGGCCCGUAAGAUCCUUCGUGAGCUGAAGUACCAGAAGAGGUGCAAGGAGGCGGUGACCACCAUCGCGGCGUACUGGCACGGGACCCAGGCGCGGAGGGAACUGCGUCGCUUAAAGGAAGAGGCUCGGAACAAACACGCGGUCUCUGUCAUUUGGGCCUUCUGGCUGGGCACGAAGGCUCGGAGGGAACUGCGUCGCUUAAAGGAGGAGGCCCGGAACAAACACGCGGUCUCUGUCAUUUGGGCUUCCUGGCAGGGCACGAAGGCACGCAGGGAGCUGAGGCGGCUGAAGGAGGAGGCCAGGCGUAAGCACGCCGUCGCCGUCAUUUGGGCCUACUGGUUGGGACUGAAGGUCCGUCGGGAGUACAGGAAGUUCUUCAGGGCCAACGCCGGAAAGAAGAUCUACAACUUCACCGUUCAGAGGAUUAUGCAGAAAUACUUCCUGGGCCUGAAAAAUGCGAUGCCCUCCAUGUCGCCCAUCGACAAAACCUGGCCGGUCCGGCCGUACGCCUUCUUGGACCGGGCGGAUAAGGAGCUGAAGAGGAUCUUCCACCUGUGGAGGUGCAAGAAAUACCGGGGCCAGUUCACGGAGCAGAAGAAGGCGAUCUACGAGGAGAAGCUGGCGGCCAGCGAGAUCUUCAAGGACAAGAAGGCCCUUUACCCCAGCAGUGUUGCCCAGCCAUUCAAAGGAGACUACCUGGAGAUAAACAAGAACCCCAAGUACCAGAAACUCAACAGCCUGGUGGAGGAUAAGGUCAUCCUGGCAGACGUGGUCAACAAGAUCAACCGGGCCAACGGCAAGGCAACUCCUCGCAUUUUCCUCCUGACCAAGAGCAACUUCGUCCUGGCCGACCAGAAGUCGGGGCAGGUGAAGGCCAGCGUGCCGCUGCCGGACCUGACCGGCGUGUCGGUCAGCACCCAGAGCGACGGCUUCUUCGCUCUGCGCCUCAAAGAGGGCACUGCUUCAGCAGCCAAGGGGGACUUCCUGUUGAGCAGCGACCGCCUGAUCGAGAUCAUCACCAAGCUGCACCGCGCUGGUGCGGCCGCUGCAGAGAGGGAGCAGAUCAACGUCGACAUCUCGGACGAGUUCCUCGUGCAGUUCAAACAUGACAAGGUGUGCGUCAAGUUCAUCCCUGGGGGGCCCAAGAACGGGAGCAGCGUCAGCUGCAAACGCAAGAACAACCGUCUGCUGGAGGUGUCCGUGCCGUCUCCAUAGAGACGCCUCAACGCCCCCCUCCCCCCCGCCUUAUCCCCCUCCCCCCACCCACCCACCUUUGCCCUGUGCCAACUCUGGGACUUCACCUCCCUCCCCCUCACCCAACCCUGAUUACUGUGCAAUUCUUUCUUUCUUCUGAUUUUAAAUCAUGAAAUCAUGUUGCCAUUUUCCUUCUGCGCUGCCAUGCCAUGAAUAGGACUCUUUCCCCCCCUUCCCCCACCCAACUGACGACCAAGGACCAGCAUGCCAUGGGGGAGGUUGGGGCUACAGGAGGACGUGGACUUUUCCAGAAAAGAAAGGACAUUGCUCUUUUUGUUUUAAAGUUGGGGUGAAGACGGUGUGCUUCUUCCUUGUUGGGACACAACAAAAAGGCUUUCCAGUUUGAUGACGACGACGACGAUGUUGAUUUGUCACGGUGACGAAGGUGGUGUUUAGUAAUCUUAUGUCCCAGCAUGCACCUGCUGCGAUUCUGCCACUGUGUCACCACCAUCUUCUGUGUUUAAAGCCUUCAGAAACGGGCAUUUUAGGCAUUGUGUGUGUGUGGGAAUCCAAGCAGGGCAGAAGAAAAGAAAUUUAGAUGUUUUUAAAGAUUUUUUUUUUUUUAGAAAUGACCGGAGGUUCCAAACUGAAUGAUGGCACUUGUUCGUACUCACCAGAGCAUUUAAAAGGGGCUGGACGUUGAUUAUUGAUUUUCUUAGACUGCCCUUGGCUGUGGGCUGUUGCUACUCUUGCACACGGCACAGACUCAGUGACUACUUGUGACACAGAAGUCACAAGACAAUAGAUUUCACACAAGAUUGUAUCACGUUUCCUAGUUCAUUUAAGUCUUUUAACUCCCAUGCUAUCAGUCUCUCACAACAUGUAGAAUUCUGACGUUUAGCCUGGCGGCGUGCUAUUCGCCGGAAAGUUAAGAGGACCCCGUCUGAAAGCCAAAAAUGUAAUCGAUUACCAAGAAGAGUCCUCUACAUUUCUCUGGUAGGAAUGCCAAAAAAUAUAUAUGUCCUUUAUAAAAGCCCCUCUUGACAGCUUGCUGUUCGCGCAAUCGAUGCUCCAAAUCACCCCUGUGAUUCUUGUGAGUGUACAUUUAUUAUGAUUAUUAUUAUUAUUUUUAUUUUUUUCGUUGUUUUGUUUACCUCAAAUUUGCCGCUCGAUGUAGUGUCACGAUUCCUUGCGUAUUUAUAUCAGGAAUAGUCUUCUUUGUGUGGAUAUGACCGGGGCGAUUGACAAAGGCCAAACGAUUUGCAACGACGCGAAUUGUCUGGGCAACUGCGCCCCUGGAGAUUUUCGUGGUGGCUUCCAGACGCGGCGUACUUACGGGGCGCGCGGCAGCGCGUGCUUUCUGUACCUUCGCUUUGAAGAGGACCUUAAUCGGAACGCCGUAUGGGCUUUCAACGUUGUUCCUUCACCAGGCAAGAAAGAAAAACUUAAACCGCACCUCUGUCUGGCUACACUGCGGAAUUUCACUUUUUUAACCACGCGCGUAUACGUAAAUUUGGUUUCAUUUUUUCCCAUUUUCUUAAAGUCGUUGUAACUGAUGCCCGUCAGUUGCACAGAGGCUUACCCACUACGUGGAAGCUGUUUGGGUGACCUCGCUCGUUAGCUUGUCGCUGUAUCGCGGAAAUCUAUAGGUCCUCUUUCAUCAGAAUGCGUGGGGCUCUUGUAUUUUUAGCUCCUCGGCGGAGACUAAUAAUAUUCAGUGUUUUCCUUGGGCCCGAUCCGAGCUGCUGUGAGCGCGAGCGCCUAUGUGUCAAGGACAAGUACAGCUUCCACCAGUACAGCUUCGCGCUUUGCUCCGCUCCGCGAAUUUUACUUGCAGUAUAAAUACACAACUGUCAUGCGUCACUGCUCUGAAAAGUGAUUGUUAUAUAUUGAAGUAUAUUUAAUAUCGUAUUCUCUUUCCGGAUAUUUUAUCUUUUUUUUUUUGUUUUGUACUUUUUGAUUUCAUGAAAAAAAUUUCCUCGCUUCUGCCAGUCUAGUUUGAUUUUCUGACGAUGUACUUUAAUUUGAAACUUUUCUGUUUGUUGUAAUUCAGCUGAAAACUGGUAAAAUCGAGGGGAGUAUUUUCUGCGAGGAGAUGUAAAGGAAGGUCAAGCUUAGUCAAAGACCUUUUUUCACUUUUGAUUCCCAUGCAGUUUGAAAAGUCCAAUGCAGUAAGCUAAUGACCUUUUUUUUCUCGCCUUUGUAUUUGAGAUUUAAAAAAAACAAACGUUGUAUGCAUUCUUGUUGUGUGCCUAAUGUAACCUGUAUUGCAAGACAGAGAACAUGGAAGUGUUUCAAUAGAAUUGUGUAACAAAUUUCAAUUAAUCUUUUUUAAAUUAAACAAAGCAGGUAAUAAAUUA
Messenger RNA from Anguilla rostrata (American eel), 6148 nucleotides. RefSeq names its product myosin IB (gene myo1b). Bases 303 to 3809 code for a protein of 1168 amino acids. Gene Ontology annotation, biological process: vesicle transport along actin filament; actin filament organization. Gene Ontology annotation, cellular component: actin cytoskeleton; brush border; vesicle. The transcript has 32 exons. Gene Ontology annotation, molecular function: microfilament motor activity; ATP binding; actin filament binding. NCBI's taxonomy places the organism in Eukaryota, Metazoa, Chordata, Actinopteri, Anguilliformes, Anguillidae. The record is from RefSeq and is a predicted model, not a curated record.